GCCGGCGCCACAAGAUCGUGGCACGCAUGCGCGGUUCGUCCGGUACUUCUUGCACUUCUUGCUCUGGGUAAUCGGGCACGAUACAAGUACAAUCGUUCUGAUAUUGUUGAUUGGUAAUCAACAAUAAUUAGUGGAUUCAAAUCUGACUCUCUCAUUCCAUAUAUUUACGAUUUAAAAUCUCGUAAUUUUAAAGGCUUUUCCUGGAAGCUUAUGAAAAGUUCUAGAAUUCGAAGACUCGGACUACGAGCCGAAGAAAAAGUUGAUUGAAGAAGAAAAAAUUGAAAAGAGGAAUCUUUUCAGAAAGAAGACCUCAGGAUCUCACGAUUUAAUUGAAAUGAUUAUAGUAUCCUGACUCUAUCCUAGUGAAUCUAUCUGUGGAACUGUGAAAAAGAAGAAAUUCGUAUGUGGAUUAAUCUAUAAACUCAUAUGAAUCUGGCAUUUUGAACAUACGCGACGAAACAUUUUGACGAAAAAUGGUAAAGAUAGCUUUAUGCAUCUUGUUCAAAAUGAACAACGUCAAGGAAGUGAGGCCCGAGGGGCGCGAUUUUCAAUGGUGCCUCAAAUUUGUUUGUACUAACUGUUCUGAAAAGUCAGAUACAUGGAACUAUCUUUCUUUGGAUGAGGAAAUACCGAUGCAACGUGGCAGCGGAGUCAAUCAUUUCGUGAGCAAGUGCAAGCUCUGUUCCCGGGAGAACUCUGUAAUGAUAAUUGAGGAUUCGAUCAAGUCUUACACUGCGAAAGAUCAGGAUCAAUACAAGCCAAUGGUCACAUUUGAUUGCCGUGGUAUAGAGCCCAUUGAUUUCUCGGCAAGGGAAGGAUGGACGAUUCAAACUGUGAAUGAAGGUAGCAAAUUUGAUGCUGUAGAUUUGACCGAAGGUGAAUGGGAAGAUUUUUGUGACAAAAUUUUUGAACCUGUCUCUAUAUUCGAAAUCCAGCAUAAUUUUAAGAAAGUCAAGUAAAUUCAUGUUUAGAAGAGGCAUUUCAAUUAUUGAAAUUUUUAUGAUAAAUUAUUUUCUUACCGGUUAAUGAACCACAACAGUGAUAUAUUUGUUAGUUGUACAUAUGUAAAGAUUACAAUUGCAAUCUUGACGCUUCUUUAUAUCACUUUCUAUGCAUAGAUUGUUAAUAUAUAUAAUUUCAUAACAAGAUAUGAAAAAAAUCAUCUAAAAUAGAUUUUUUCAAUGAAUUGCAUUCGUCUUUUGACUAAGUACAAUUUAUAUCUAUAGAAUACAAUUUAUAUCUAUAGAUUCUAUAGAUAGACCUCUAUUUCAGUUUGUUAAAAGGAGAGUUCAAAUUCGGUUAAUCAUAUAAUGGAUAAUAGUAAUUCUUAUAAUUAGUCUUGUAAGAAGUCGUCCUAUUCAUAUUUAUAAAUUUAAGAACAUAGUUAAAUAUGUUUGUUCGAUAAGAGUUAUUCAUCCUGUUUCGUAUAAACAAGCACAGCUUAUAAUAUUAUACUUUGAAAUACAGUCUUUAUAACGUGUAAUAUAUCUUCUUUAUAUAAAAGUAUGUUACUUUGAUAAUGUA
Messenger RNA from Pogonomyrmex barbatus (red harvester ant), 1524 nucleotides. RefSeq names its product CXXC motif containing zinc binding protein. Gene Ontology annotation, molecular function: zinc ion binding. The record is from RefSeq and is a predicted model, not a curated record. Lineage: Eukaryota; Metazoa; Arthropoda; Insecta; Hymenoptera; Formicidae.